CAACCCAAUACACAGAGCAGCCUCAUUCAGAUUCCUGCGCGGCACGCUCUGGGGGCGUUCUGUGACAGUUCAGCAGGCGGGCACAGAAAGAAAACUUGAAAGAAACAAGCAUCUCCAUAGAUGUGACCUAAGUGUUAUUCUUUAUUCCUCUUCCCUUUCCAUGGUUUGUGUCAUCACCUCCCUGUGAUCCUCCACGUGGCACCAAGUAUACUCAGGUGGGAUUCUCUCCAGGAUGUCGACAAAGAGCUUUGAGUGGGACUCGGAAGCCAAAUCCCUGCACAGUGCCUGGGAACAGUAUUCCACUGUGACGCUCUAUCAGUAUGAAGGUAUUGUUCCAGAUGAAGAUGAGUUCCAGCCCACGAAGCAGAAUCUCUCUGGACAAUUCUCCAUUUCUUCGGAGGGGACUGCAAACUUGGAUAUUCCCCAGGUAGUUCCCUGCACAUUCACCAUCUGCUUGGCUCUGCCGGGCUUUGGCCCUAAAGGGAAGCAUUCACCUGACAUAUUUAAACGAUUAAGAUCUGAUAAAUUUGCAAAAUUUCGACGGUACUAUCAUAUAGAAUAUCUGCUCUUACCAGAUGACAGAGAGCCCAAACAAGUUGACUUGGUGUUAUUUAAUACAUUAAUAGCCAAGGUGUUCAUGGAAUUUGGAAUAAAGGCUGUGAGUCCAUGGCAUGAAGAUGAUAAGUUAUGGGUGUCUUGGAAAGAAACUCAUAAGAUGUCAAUUACAAAAGAAGUGUUAAAGAAACUGAACUAUUACAAAAUCAUCUUUAAUAUAUGGGACACCAAGGAGAAAGUGUCUAAAAAAGCAAAAUUUGCUAAAGUAAAAAGUUUGAGUCACCAGGAGGAUUUUGAAAGUGUUGAUGAAGUGAAACAAUUGGUUUUAAGGCAAAGAAAAUUGUCUAAAGAGAAAACACCAAAACCCAGCAUUAUUAAAACAAAAAAGGAGAUCAUAGAAGUUGAACCAUAUAACCCUCCUGUCAACAUUGAAUCAGGAGAAUCCUUAAAUAAAGUUGAUCCUGAAUUUGAGAAGGCUUUGAAAGGAGAUGAUUUUAUCAUUCAGUGGAAUCUGUCAAAAAUAUCAGAACUUACUGCAGGAAAACAGUCUGAGUCCAAAGAAACAUGCAAGCAGCCUACCCUGACUAGCUCAUCUACUGUUACGGACGGUGUCAAGAUGCAAAAUAGAAGAAUUUCAGGCAAGAAAAAGAAGAGAUUUGCACUAUGUGAUGAAGAGUCAGAAGCAACAGUGGCCAAGAGACAGACUAUCUUUUCUGCGGAGCUGGAUGUCAUGCCUCUUCUUGCUGGACAGACAACUGUGAUGAGUCACAUUAAAGAAAAUAACUCCAAAAUUUUGGAUUGCUAUUUGAAUUUAACAGUAGAUGCCCCACUUAUGACAGAGGAACAGAAGCAGGAUUUAAACCCUUUGAUUAUAAAGAUCAAGUCUGUUGCUUACCUUCCAACGGAUCCUGUGCGUCUUGAUCAACUGCAGAAAAUGUGUGUUCCAGUGUACUGUAAAUACAAGUUUCAUGACACUCCUGUUCAUCAGACUCCAGGACAACCCUAUGGAACACAUAUUUAUUUUGAUGAUGUCAAUGUAAUUCUCCUAGGGGCAUUGGACCCUCAGAAUCUUCGUGAAUACCUAGAAGGGCCACCAAUGGAAGUUGAAAUCCAUGACCGAGAUAGAAAAGAGGAGGCAUGUGCAACUGAAUCUUCUCUAUUUGGGGACGAUUUAGCUGAUGCAAAUCUGAGCAACAUAAGUCAUGUCACUUACGACGUCACUGAAAAUCCAUUAGAAGUCAUUAAGAAGAAGUGGGAUCCUUAUGGGAUCGCUAAGGUCAGUUUUGCUGAUCUACUACUUGGCCAAAAGUUGAUGGACUUGUCUGUGCCCAUUCAGAGAUGUAAACCUGAUUCUUCUUACUUCCAAAAGGACAGAAAAGGACGUAGGAAAAGCUUUGGCGGUCAUGAGCCAAUGAAUACUCUGCAGUCUACUCCAAUGCCCAUGGGCAACUACUUUGAAUGCUCCUCAUUGCUUCGAUUGAGGAUAGAAUUAUGUGUGCCUCUGAAGUUAGGAGGAGGCGUGGGUAAAGCUGCAAAUGAACGUUUUGGGCGCAUAAUUUAUAUUUUUGAUUCUUCAAAAACUGACUUCUUGAGGGCUCUCCUGAAGAGUAUUGCUGAAAUCAAUGCCAGCGCUCUCCACUUGGAAUCUUAUCCUCCUCAAGAUAUUCAAGAGGUGCUCUCAGCCUUUAAGGUGAAACUUAAAGUAGAGACAAAUCUAGACCAGGAUGUGAUUACUGGAUUCCAUUUGUUAGAUGGACAAAUUCACCUCUUUGUUCUGGAAGGGUUGGCAGAGCAAGGACUGAAGAGGCUGUGGGAAAGAUAUCCAAAUCGUGCACCAGGUUCAGAAGAAGGAAAGUUUCAAGUUUUUUAUAACUCGGAGUUAACAUUUCAUAAACGUCUGUAUAUGGAUCUGGAUGCGAUGUUAUACCAAGUCCAUCUCUGCAAACCUCUUUCAGCUUUAGUGAAACAGUCAAUGAUUUUUGUCAGAGGACUGAUUCCUCAACCGUCCUUUCAAGCCCUGAUAAAGCUUGACUCCAUCUGUCACAGCAACAAACUCAGGGAUAUCAUAGAAGGAGAUCUGUUGCCUUCAGCAGAAAUGGUAAAAUGCAUGAGCCAAGAGUUUGGGGUUCCUGUGAGUAGGUCAGAGUUAUUAAUCCCAAGUCCACUGGAGAAAGUGCCAUCUACUAUUUUAAAGGUAGAAGGGCCAAGAAAAGAAAUACACAGCUGUUUUUCCCUAAUCAAAUUACAUGAAGAAAAUUAUCUACAGUGGAAAAAGGACAUGGAGCUGAAACGGUCCAUAGCACCAACCUUCAUUCAGAAAAACUUUUUUAGAGCAUCUCUAGUGAAAAGGACCUCCCGGCGGCCUGAAGUGAAAACAAUCAGAAUUAUUCCUGCUGAUAAGAAGUCUGUAUAUAACUACAGCAUUCAGACUUUGAACUCGGGGGAGCUUGCAAAGCAGCAAUUGAUUGCGCAGAUGGACAAGGAACGAGGGAAAAGGUUCACUUACUCUCAAAAAUACCUCGCAUCCCUUCCAGAACCUUUGGGUCUCACCCACCAAAUACCCAAAUCAAAGUUCUGGCUUACUCCAGAAGGAUUUCAAGUUCCUGGAAAUCAGACUAGUUUUGAAAGUAACCAACACCCCAAGAGUCCAGAUCCGAAUCGGGUAGAAGAAUUAAAAGAGUCAUGGCAGGAGAAUAGGCUAUUUGCUAAUAUCUUGAAGCCUGUCCUUGAUAGGGACAGGAUGAGCUGGGAGCAGAGGCAUUUGGAUUUCGACAUUUACAAGAAGCCACCCUCUACUAUACGUCUUCCUGAUGAAAAAUUUUCCAUAAGAGGUUGCUGAGCACUCUGCAUGCCUUAUCAUGGGAGUCCCACAGCAUCCUUGCAAAGUACGGACUAAAGGUAUGAUUUUUAAUCUAUCCAUCCUUUUCUUAAAAGAUGAGGAAACUAACCCAGAGAUUAAAUGACUUGCCCCUGGUGAUACAUCUGGUAUCAAGAGGGGGGAUUUGUUUAAAUCUUCUUGAAUCAACACCUAUCCCCUUUACUCUUGUCUUUGUACUCAAAUUGCUUGUUGAGAUAUUUUUGUCUUAGUAUUUUUAUUCACUUUGAUAUAUUCAACAAAUCCUAUGACAUAAGGAAACAAGGACCUCAA
Messenger RNA from Phascolarctos cinereus (koala), 3703 nucleotides. The record is from RefSeq and is a predicted model, not a curated record. NCBI's taxonomy places the organism in Eukaryota, Metazoa, Chordata, Mammalia, Diprotodontia, Phascolarctidae.